AGCAGGAGGGACGGGGACUGCGGUGAUAAACAAACACACGCAGUACGAGGCUCGUUAGUAUCUCCUCACCGGCUGACUUUCAGGAGGGCUGACCUUCACGGAGCGAGCUUUUUAAGUCUGACCCGGGUUAGAAUCCAGGACGUUACCCCGGAAACCCCCGAGGUUUUAGCCCCGCUCUCCCCCCCUCCUCCACCGGGAGUCGGCUUAUGUGACACAUUAACGUCCCGGCGGCGAAACGAGAGAAACAUGACGGAGCUGAGGAAGCGCGGCGGAGGCGGAGGAGACCCUGACAGCACCGAGAAUAUCAGCGACAAGGAGGCUGAUGGUGAUGACAGGCUGGGCCUGCAAGGCGACGCAGAGGGAGAAAUCGAUGCUGACUCCAAAGCAGACACUCCAGAUGUUCCUCUCUCCUCUGCAGACUCAGACAACACUCCAAACUGCCUGAACAAAGCUCUGGAGGGCCUGCCGCCCAGAUGGAAGAACUACUGGAUACGAGGCGUUCUGUCAUUGGCCAUGAUUUCAGGCUUCUUCCUCAUCAUCUACAUGGGACCUGUCACUCUAAUAUUGGUGGUCAUGACCGUCCAGAUCAAAUGUUUCCAGGAGAUCAUCACCAUCGGCUACAGAGUUUACCAUUCCUAUGAACUGCCGUGGUUCAGGACGCUCAGCUGGUACUUCCUGAUUUGUGUGAACUACUUCUUCUAUGGUGAAACUGUAGCGGACUACUUUGGCGCUCUGGUGCAGAGGGAGGAGCCUCUGCAGUUCCUGGCUCGUUAUCACCGCUUCAUCUCCUUCGCUCUGUACCUGGCAGGUUUCUGCAUGUUUGUGCUGAGUUUAGUGAAGAAACAUUACCGCCUGCAGUUUUAUAUGUUUGCUUGGACCCAUGUGACCCUGUUGAUUGUGGUAACUCAGUCCCACCUUGUCAUUCAGAACCUGUUUGAAGGGAUGAUCUGGUUCAUUGUCCCGAUCUCCAUCGUGAUCUGCAACGACAUCAUGGCCUACCUGUUUGGAUUCUUCUUUGGGAGGACUCCUCUGAUAAAGCUCUCCCCUAAGAAGACGUGGGAGGGAUUCAUCGGAGGCUUCUUUGCCACUGUGGUCUUUGGCUUCAUCCUGGCCUACCUCCUGUCCCAGUUCCAGUACUUUGUGUGUCCCGUGGGCUUCAACAGCGAGACAAACGGCUUCACGGUGGAAUGUGAGCCUUCGGACAUCUUUGUGAUGCAGGAGUACACGCUGCCCGCCGUCGUCCAGAACACUCUGAGAUGGAAAACGGUGAACCUGUACCCGUUCCAGAUCCACAGCGUCUUCCUCUCGUCCUUCGGGUCUCUCAUCGGACCGUUCGGAGGAUUCUUCGCCAGCGGCUUCAAGCGAGCCUUCAAAAUAAAAGACUUUGCCAGCACCAUCCCGGGCCACGGAGGCAUCAUGGACCGAUUCGACUGUCAGUACCUGAUGGCCACCUUCACACACGUCUACAUCGCCAGCUUCAUCAGGGGACCGAACCCGAGCAAAGUGCUGCAGCAGCUGUUGAUGCUUCGGCCUGACCAGCAGCUCGGCAUCUUCCACACGCUCAACUCACACCUGAGAGAGCGAGGCAUGCUGCCGCCCGCCGCCGCCGCCCCGGCCGAGUGAAACACGGCCGGCUACACAGGAGGGACGACACAAGUGUGUGUGUGAGGGUUUGGAGAGUUUGUGUAAGCAUGCACACACAUAACACACACAGACACAAACACACACUCAUUAGUAUGGCUGUUUGGCGUGUGAUCCAAAGCAACUCGCAGAGCUUCCUUCUUCGUCCUGCCGGCUCUUCAUUCGACUUCCAACCAGCUCCAAACCUCGACCCUGAAGCCGAGGCGACUCUUCACACUACGUGGAAUAACCUAAAAAAAAACACAUUUACACAACAAGAAAAACAAGGGAGGCUUUGUUGCUUCCACUCGGAGCGGCACACAAACACGCUGAGGUCCUCAUCCUAAGAAAACACAGACUGCAGAUUAAUGGAACAAACAGACUCUGCACAUGGCUCUCUCUGCACACACGCAUGGGGGGGUGUGCAGCUUCCAUGUGGACGCAGAUAUUGCACUGACUCUAGCUGAACAAAGAAAUUCAGAAGCUUUUACCAGCAGAACCUGGGGCCCAAAGUGUGGGGCGGGCGGACCUGAGCUGCAGCGAACAGACUGAUGACUCGUCUUUGUGUGGGUGAAGUGAAGACGCGGCGGCGGCAUACUGUAGACUCUGUUUUAUAGACUCUAUGUAAGCUAACCUCACAGCGUAACAAAACAUGUAGCAUGUACGCAAGUCCUGCUAACCCAAGCCAUGUUUCUUCUUCCACAGUGUGAACUUUUUAGCUUUUAGUUUUCUGUCUGAAUCUAAAAAAAAAAAGAAAAAAAAGAGAGUCGCACAAUUUCCAGUCGGCAGAGUUUGACUGUAGGCAUGCUAACGCAGAAACUAGAGCGUCAACACUUCAACUUCAUGUCGUGUACAUAAAUAUACUGGAAAUAUUUAUCUGAACAAAUACUACUACAUACUCUAAACUACUUACGUGACCUGCUGCAGAGAAAAACACUUUGAAGCUUUCAGAAAUGAUAUGCAAAAAAAAAGAAAAAAGAAAA
Messenger RNA from Labrus mixtus (cuckoo wrasse), 2603 nucleotides. It is a transcript of the gene cds1, whose product is annotated as CDP-diacylglycerol synthase (phosphatidate cytidylyltransferase) 1. Gene Ontology annotation, cellular component: endoplasmic reticulum membrane. The record is from RefSeq and is a predicted model, not a curated record. Lineage: Eukaryota; Metazoa; Chordata; Actinopteri; Labriformes; Labridae. Gene Ontology annotation, molecular function: phosphatidate cytidylyltransferase activity. The coding region runs from base 247 to 1623 and encodes 458 amino acids. The transcript is spliced from 13 exons.